AUGGCUGAAGAACUACGUCGGUCCAUCAGUUUGUUCGACAAGAACUUGUUCAACAGUGAGAAUCGAGACAGUUACCAGUUCGGGCUUCAUCAGUUCUGUACUGCCUUCAUCUGGUAUGAUGAUGGAAUCACUCAUAGUGUAGGAAGAGGAAAAACUGGUCGUCGUGAACGACAGCCACUGACCGACAAGAGCAAAACCGACCUGGGAAACGUUGGCAAAAGCCUCGAUCCUGUGUAUCAAUCCGUGAAUCCGUGA
Messenger RNA from Opisthorchis viverrini, 255 nucleotides. RefSeq lists its product as hypothetical. Lineage: Eukaryota; Metazoa; Platyhelminthes; Trematoda; Opisthorchiida; Opisthorchiidae. The transcript has 2 exons. The coding region runs from base 1 to 255 and encodes 84 amino acids. The record is from RefSeq and is a predicted model, not a curated record.